Messenger RNA from Protopolystoma xenopodis, 3426 nucleotides. NCBI's taxonomy places the organism in Eukaryota, Metazoa, Platyhelminthes, Monogenea, Polystomatidea, Polystomatidae. The record is from the annotation of a GenBank genome assembly.
AUGCCUAACAGGCCGCGCGAAGGCUACAGAUAUUCACUCUCUGACACAUCAAAACCAUCCACACGUAGCACAUCCACCUUCGUCAAGCUGUCCGGCCAGCCGAAUGCACACCGAUUAGGAAAGGACUCCUUUUAUGUGCUGAUGGACAUUGGCGAAAAUCAGGCAGAUUGUGAUGCUCCACUGGCGCGACAGAAAGGUGGCAAAACUGUGUCAGGCGUUGGACCCAAUGCAUUUGGUGGCAACAAUGGUUCCGGCAUUCGGCUGAAUAGCCAGGCUCAGUCAAGAUUCUCCCACAAUCGGCUUAUCAGGAAGCGGCACAUAUCAUUGCCAAGCGCUGGCAUCCACCCUAUCCUCGAGCCUUGUACUGCCGCCAGUUCAGGGUCUCGAAUCGAGUCCGUCUCUGCGGCUUGUCAAGUGAUGCCGGCCAUUGGGCGGGGAUCCCGUACCCAAGCCUCAAGACAUUUCUCCUCAAGACCCUCGUCAAAGUGCAGUAGCAACGUGGAACCUUGCAGCACUGCCAGGCUUUCUGGAGGACUAAGAACAAACAGUCACUCCACCUCCACCCUGGCUUCAGCCAUUACAUCAAUUCAUGCGCCGAAGAGUGUUGCUCUUAGUGACUUAGUAUCUAUGGCAGGACGAGUCACGACAGCUGUCCCACCCUGUGAACUCAUACCUGGUAGAGUGGAGACGGCCUCUGGUCCAGGAGAGUGGAGUUGCCUCACUUCUGGUCAUUUACAAGACGGUCCAAUUCUACACAAGUCGGAUAAGUCUGUUGACAACCCAUACCGCAAAGCCCAAUCUGUACGCCAGCCGGCUGGUGUCGCAGCCGUAGAGCAUGACAAUGAACGCCUUAACCCGCCCAGUGAUUCCGGUUGUCUGGCGUCUGGAAGAGCCAAUUCCGAAAUGCCCGAUAAUCUUGGUGACUUUGCCGAGGAUAGCGUCAACAAUGUGGCAAUUGGCGUCGACAGUGAAACUGGACAUAAGCACCUGCAAUUCGGAGCCUCUGCAUUUCUCAUGAUGAAGCUGAAACGCAUCACACGCCGCAUUCGUCAUCACAUGGUACAGACGGCGGUGCUGUCACACGAUGACUGGUCGACUGCAUUUCCGUUGGCCGCCUCUCGUGGCCUCCUCUUUUCUGACCUCUCUUCCGCCUCGUCACCCUAUUCCCACUCCGUUCCGGGAUUUUCAAGCAUCGGCCAUCUUAACAUGUCUGCCACCAGUGCCACAGCAUAUCCAGCCCUCACUUCGGCCCAUCGGACCAGCCGCCUCUCUUCAGCCUCUCUUCAGCAACCGUACGGCCACCUACACAACCUAGGCAACUACCAGAAUUUAGCUGCAGUUGAGGCCUGUGUCCAGCAAGACCACACUGCCUCAAACCCUCAGACGAGCCUACCUUCUAGCCAGUCCAUUUCAACUAGCAUCAGUACCAUCAGUAGCCGACAGUAUUUUCCCCUGACAGACAUCGUUUCUGGUACAGGCAGCAAUGACAAUGUUGGCUUAAGUGAGGAUGUCUCUCCUUCAGUAGACGAACUGUCCUACACAGUCCAGCUGGAAAUGACUGAUCCACCCCUUGCUGGCAUCUUCCACGACAACAACAGUAACGGUAACAACAACGGGACUACCAAGUCUGAGUUAAUGAGUAACAGCACCACAGAUGUCACCCAAGAGGGAUCUUCCUCAAAUAGGCUACCUCGCCGAGUCCAAAGGCCUAAUAAUUACAGAAAGCUUCGGCACAGUUUCUCCAUUGAACAGGAUGUUGUGUCUCCUAGAUUUUAUUCUUCACCUAGUCCUGUUGCCAAGGCAACUCGUCCACUCACCACUUCGCUGUUGGGGCCGUCCCGGAGCCUCGAGAAGCAGGCCAGUACAUCCUCUACCCCUUUGACUGCCUACAAGAUAGCCAUAGACCCGGCCAAGUCGAGCGACGCUGCUGCAGCUUUUAUAAAAGUGGCGAAUCCUGGCUUCAGCCUUAAACCUGUCGGUAGACCGGUUGUGGGUCAUGACAACCAGCAGGAAUCAAGUUUGGCCGUGAAUUCUGGCGAGCAAGGCAGAUCAAGAAUGCGUACGCUGCGUAAGCGUGUAUCGUUUGAGGAGCAUCAUCCUCGUCUGUUGCUUAUGCCGCCGACUGAUGCCAGUGAAGCUGAAGUCUCUAGCUCUCACAACAAGCCACACUCCUUUGGACAGUUAAGUAAGCCAAUGGGCAAUAGUCCAUCAAGCUCUGCGUCCGUGGAACUCGCAGAGCCUACCACGUCAUGCAGACUGAUGGGCUAUUCUGCAUCUUCUCCACCUGCCUUGACAACAGGCUAUCUGCCCACAUGCUCUUUAUUGCAGAGAAAAAAGGAAAAAGGUCAACUUGUCAAAUCUGGUUCCAAACUUGCCGGCCGCUCUGCUGCCCCCAUUAUGUGCAUCACGUCUCCGUGUGGGAUAGCAUUUUCGAAUCUUCCCAAUGCCACAUCGUUGUCACUAGAGCAUGCCGCGAAAAAGGUGGAUGACAAAUCAGUCCUGGAUGUGGAAUACGAUGAGCGUGGCCAAACAUGGGAGGUGUAUGGAGCCGAGGCCGAUCCCGAGAUACUGGGUCAGGCGAUUCAGCACCAUCUUGACCUCUUGAUGCAGGCCAGGGCUACGAGAUCAGUCAAAAUGCUAGACGGAAAAUCCCACCGAGCAAGUACCAUCGACCACAGCCUAUUGGUGGAGCAGGCAGAUGCUACACCGACGCGACAAUCUAGGGCGUUAGUUAAGGCUUGUCGACGUGACACAAGCCCCUCGGACGGUUCAGAGCUUGGAUUAGUCGCGAGUGAAAUGACUCGGAUUCGGAAGUCCCGUUAUCCACGCCAGCAGUCGGUGGGACGUUGUCACUCUGCUGGGGACGUUAAGCUACUCGAGCAGGGCUUGUUGGCAGAUGGAAGCGGAGAAGGCGUAUCCGAAGAUGCUGAGGCCCGCGUUGGCUCCAACCUGAAACGUUUGCUGGAAAGGGUAUUCAGGCCAGCGUGGAGGCGCCGUCUGACCCGUCAGGAUCGUCUCGUGUCAGAGCAGACGAGUAUCGAAACUGUAGGGCCGCAAGACCAAGUGCACUUGGAUGUGGAGCCACAGUCUGGCGACCAUGAGGACGUGGUCCGGCCUUCCAGGCGGAAGCAAGACAGGCAUCAACAAACGAAAUGUCAAGUGAAAGAACAAAUCUCCAAAGUUGCUGAUGAUGCUGGCCUACUUCUAAGAGAGCACCACAGUGAUGAAGUGGGGCUUCAGGAGGAAAGCUCAAGUAUCGAGGCAGAGAAGAGCUUACAGAUUUAUGGUAGCAAAUUGGACGGUAUUUUUUUCGAAAAUAUUUGCCGGGAAAAAAUUCCUUGUCCCUCAAACUCCAUAGGCCCAGCUGCGGCUCAGGCGACUAGAUCGGAAAUACAACAAAGAGUCUGCUGUCUCGUGCAACCUUAA